AUGAAAUCAAAAACUCUUAUACUACCAGUGAGUGAUAAGGGUGGAGACUUUAUAGUGAUUCCUGGUCAGUUAGAUGUUGAUAUCCGAAAGAAACAUGUUAUUAUCACCGGACCAUCAUUAUUAUCAACAACUAUAGUCUCUUAUAAAAGAGCGUCGCCGGGCGAGAUGCGUCAUUCGCGCGAUGCUUCACUGAAGAGGAUCCAACUUGAUACGAAGGCGAAAACACCUCAUCAAGAAUAUGAAGGACUGUUGACAACCACUCGCCUCAUCGGCUCCGAAGAAGACAAAGACAUUGAGACGUUAGCUGAAUAA
Molecule: messenger RNA, 312 nt
Organism: Angiostrongylus costaricensis
Lineage: Eukaryota; Metazoa; Nematoda; Chromadorea; Rhabditida; Metastrongylidae
Source: the annotation of a GenBank genome assembly